Molecule: messenger RNA, 1333 nt
Organism: Peromyscus eremicus (cactus mouse)
Lineage: Eukaryota; Metazoa; Chordata; Mammalia; Rodentia; Cricetidae
Gene: Wnt16
Product: Wnt family member 16
Exons: 4
Coding region: 1-1107 (368 amino acids)
Biological process (GO): cell fate commitment; multicellular organism development; canonical Wnt signaling pathway
Cellular component (GO): extracellular region
Molecular function (GO): frizzled binding; cytokine activity
Source: RefSeq, a predicted model, not a curated record
AUGGACAGAGCGGCGCUCCUGGCCCUGCCCAGCUUGUGUGCGCUGUGGGCAGCCGUGCUCUCGCUCUUCCCCUGCGGAACCCAGGGCAACUGGAUGUGGUUGGGCAUUGCCUCCUUUGGGGUACCGGAGAAGCUGGGCUGCGCUGGCUUGCCUCUGAACAGCCGCCAGAAGGAGCUGUGCAAGAAGAAACCGUACCUGCUGCCUAGCAUCCGCGAGGGCGCCCGGCUGGGCAUUCAGGAGUGCAGGAGCCAGUUCCGACACGAGAGGUGGAACUGCAUGGUCGCCACCGCCACUGCCACCGCCACCUCCGCCUCGCUCGCCACCAGUCCCCUCUUUGGCUAUGAGCUAAGUAGCGGCACCAAGGAGACAGCUUUCAUUUAUGCUGUUAUGGCUGCAGGACUGGUGCACUCUGUAACCAGGUCAUGCAGUGCUGGAAACAUGACAGAAUGUUCCUGUGACACCACCUUGCAAAAUGGUGGCUCACCAAGUGAAGGCUGGCACUGGGGGGGAUGCUCUGACGAUGUCCAGUACGGCAUGUGGUUCAGCAGAAAGUUUCUAGAUUUCCCCAUCAGCAACACCACAGGAAAAGAGAGCAAAGUACUGAUGGCCAUGAAUCUGCACAACAACGAAGCGGGAAGGCAGGCUGUCGCCAAGUUGAUGUCUGUGGACUGCCGCUGCCAUGGAGUUUCUGGCUCCUGUGCUGUGAAAACCUGCUGGAAAACUAUGUCUUCUUUUGAAAAGAUUGGGCAUUUUUUAAAGGAUAAAUAUGAGAACAGCAUCCAGAUUUCAGACAAAACCAAGAGGAAAAUGCGCAGGAGAGAAAAAGAUCAGAGACAGACACCCAUUCACAAGGACGACCUGCUGUACGUUCAUAAGUCUCCCAACUACUGUGUGGAGAACAAGAAACUGGGUAUUCCUGGGACCCAGGGCAGAGAGUGCAACCGUACAUCCGGAGGUGCGGAUGGCUGCAACCUCCUCUGCUGUGGCCGAGGCUACAACACCCACGUGGUCAGGCACGUGGAGAGGUGUGAGUGUAAGUUUAUCUGGUGCUGCUACGUCCGCUGCAGGAGGUGUGAAAGCAUGACUGAUGUCCACACUUGUAAGUAACCUCUCCAUCCAGCCUAGCAUGAGACUCCGCAGUAGCAACCAACGGUUGCAAUCUGGAGGGCGCCCCCUACUGUGCAGGGCUGGAGAAGCAGAUCCCUGGGCCAAUCUGCGAUUUCUUCUUUCUGAGAAAUAUCCAAUCACAAGAUGAUCGUGAGGACUGCUUGGGAUUCUAACGUUGAAAAGGUUGGCAGUCACCUUUGGAUGGUUUUGGGAAUAGACAUUGACA